Molecule: messenger RNA, 459 nt
Organism: Yamadazyma jaroonii
Lineage: Eukaryota; Fungi; Ascomycota; Pichiomycetes; Serinales; Debaryomycetaceae
Source: the annotation of a GenBank genome assembly
AUGAAUGUCACAAGGUCAAUAGUUAGAUCUCAUAGAUCUUUUAGUACUACCACCAAAGUAUUGGCUAAUUAUGGUAAACCACAAAACCCUGAAUAUAAUAAAGAAUUAAGAAUGAAGAUUUUACCUAUCAAAAGAACUGGUGAAGAUAUUAAAACUAUGAGAGCUAGAUUGGUUUAUCAAAGUAGGAAAAGAGGGAUCUUAGAAAGUGAUUUAUUAUUGAGUAGAUUUGCCAAUAAGUAUUUGAAAGAAUUCACUAUGGAAGAAUUAAAAGAAUAUGAUGAAUUAUUAGAUGAAGCUGAUUGGGAUAUUUAUUAUUGGGCUACUAAGAAUUUCGAUGUAACGCCAUUACCUGAAAGAUGGCAAGAUAGUAAGAUAUUGAAAUUAUUACAAGCCGAAGCUAGAAAUGAAGCUGGGGAGAUUUUAAGAAUGCCAGAAUUAGAUUUAUCCAUUCAUAGUUGA